Humulus lupulus (European hop) is the source of this 477-nucleotide messenger RNA. RefSeq lists its product as uncharacterized. The record is from RefSeq and is a predicted model, not a curated record. The transcript has 2 exons. Bases 1 to 477 code for a protein of 158 amino acids. NCBI's taxonomy places the organism in Eukaryota, Viridiplantae, Streptophyta, Magnoliopsida, Rosales, Cannabaceae.
AUGGACCCAAUGAAUAGAGUGUCCAAGGACUAUUUGGACAAAUUUGUGAUUUUCUUCAUCGAUGAUACACUAGUUUACUCUCAGACAGAGGUGACCUUCCUUGGUCACCUUGUCAUAAGGAUGGAAAUCAUGGUGGAUCCAGCCAAGAUCGAGGCAAUGAGAGAUUGGCCAAGGCCCAAGAGUGCCACAGAGAUUAGAAGUUUCCUGGGUUUAGCGAGAUACUAUCGGUGUUUUGUUGAAGGGUUCUCAAGGAUUGCAAUGCCACUAACAGAGUUGACACGUAAGAACUUGAAGUUCGUUUGGUCUGACAGAUGUGAGAACAAUUUUCAAGAGUUGAAACGGCUGUUGAUCACUGGUCCGGUGUUGAGUCUUCCUUCAGAUCAGGGGAAAUUUGUGGUUUACUGCAAUGCAUCCAAGCAUGGGUUAGGUUGCAUUGUGAUGCAGGCUUGUAAGGUAGUUGCCUAUGCCUCAAGAUAG